Molecule: messenger RNA, 1917 nt
Organism: Ipomoea nil (Japanese morning glory)
Lineage: Eukaryota; Viridiplantae; Streptophyta; Magnoliopsida; Solanales; Convolvulaceae
Product: zinc finger BED domain-containing protein RICESLEEPER 2-like
Exons: 5
Coding region: 1-1917 (638 amino acids)
Molecular function (GO): protein dimerization activity; DNA binding
Source: RefSeq, a predicted model, not a curated record
AUGGAGAGCAAUCAAAAUAUAAGUGGAAGUGGAACUGGACCUCUUCCAUCUUCAACAGUGGAUGAACAAGGAGUACAAACCCCAGGCAUUGAGACAAGUGCUCAACAGCCUAUGGCCACUCCUAAAGUUCCUUCUGUUAAGAAGAGGAAGGAAUUAGAGUCUAGAUCCAUAGUGUGGGAGCACUUUGAAAAGAUCAAAGAUCCUGAAACUAAAAUAGUGAUUAAAAGUAAAUGCCUUUACUGUGCAAAAGAGUAUUUUUGUGAAACUAAAAAACAUGGCACAUCAUCAUUAAGAAAUCAUAUGGCCAGUUGUCUUAAAAAUCCUCAUUCAAAGGAUACAAGGCAGUCUCUACUCACAUUCAACACUAUGUCCACUUCUGAGGGUGGAACAGAGGCUCCUGGGGGUGUUUUGGGGACAUGGGUAUUUAAUCAAGAUGCCAUUAGGAGGGCCCUUUGUGAGAUGAUAAUCAUAGAUGAGCUCCCUUUUAGGUUUGUAGAGGGCCAGGGGUUCAAGAGGUUUAUUCUGGUUGCUUGUCCUAGGUGGACCAUUUCUAGGGACAUCUACCAAAUUUUUCUUGAUGAGAGGCUAAACCUUAAGAAGUUGUUUAGAGUGGGAACUCAAAGGGUUAGUCUAACAACUGAUACAUGGACUUCUGUCCAGAGAAUCAAUUAUAUGUGCAUUACUGCACAUUUUUUAGAUGACCAGUGGAAGCUUCAUAAAAAAAUUAUAUCCUUUGUCCCAGUUUCUUCUCAUAAGGGGGAGUACAUUGCAAAAGCCCUAGAGAGUUGUUUAUUAGAGUGGGGAAUUAAGAAUGUGUUUACUGUAACAUUGGAUAAUGCUUCCUCUAAUGACACAGCUAUGGGGUUUUUUAAGAGUAAACUGUUAUCUUGGGGUUCUUCUUCUGUUAAGGUUCAGUACAUGCACAUGAGGUGCAUAGCCCAUAUCCUCAAUUUAGUGGUCCAAGAUGGGUUGAAGUUUGCAGAUGAGUCAGUCAAGAGGGUGAGGGGUGCAGUGAGAUGGGUUAGGAACUCACCAGCUAGGCUGACAAAGUUCAGAGAGUUUGCUGAACUGUUUGGUGUGGAAGCUAAAUCAGCUUUGCAUCUUGAUGUCCCUACAAGGUGGAACAGCACCUACAUUAUGCUCAACACUGCAGUUCAAUAUCAAGUAGUGUUUGAUGCAUAUGAGAGAAAUGACCCCUCUUAUUCUGCUGACUUGGAGAGUGCUCCUACCUUCUUGGAUUGGUGUUCUGUGGAAAGCUUAGUGAAGCUGUUGAAAGCAUUUUAUGAUAUGACAGUGAGGAUCUCUGGUUCACUUUAUGUCACAUCCAACACAUUCUUCUCUGAGAUCUCUGAUCUUAGUUGCAUGCUUGAAGCUAUGGUGAACUCUGAUCAUGGGACUGAAAAGGCAAUGGGGACACAAAUGAGGAACAAGUUUGACAAAUAUUGGGGGGAUCCAGAAAAAAUGAACUCUAUCAUUUUUUUUGCCAAUAUUCUGGACCCCAGAGAUAAGGAGGAGUACAUGCCUCAUCAGUUUGCCCAGUUGUAUGGAGAAGAGAAAGGCAUAGCUUGUUUUACCGAGGUCCAAUCUGCAAUGGCUGCUUUAUAUGAUGACUAUGCAGCUGCAUACUCUCUCAGUUCUACCCAGACUGCAUCCUCUACUCAAGCAGUCCAGUCUGAGGCUAACCAGGCUACUACUUGUAAAUGGUGGAAGAGCCAUAGUGAGAGAUUUCCUAUUCUCUCCAAAAUGGCUAGAGAUGUGCUUGCAGUUCCUAUCUCCACAGUUGCUUCUGAGAGCUGUUUUAAAUUGCCGACUGGAGCUUCAUCUACUAUACCAUCAAUGUUGCCUACAUUCAUUGUAAUUUUGAAUGUGUUUGUUUUAUUUGGUGGCUAUAUGAAGCUUCCACUUUUGUCUGAAUAA